This is a messenger RNA of Alternaria novae-zelandiae, 972 nucleotides long. RefSeq lists its product as uncharacterized. NCBI's taxonomy places the organism in Eukaryota, Fungi, Ascomycota, Dothideomycetes, Pleosporales, Pleosporaceae. The record is from RefSeq and is a predicted model, not a curated record. Gene Ontology annotation, molecular function: phosphoric diester hydrolase activity. Bases 1 to 972 code for a protein of 323 amino acids. Gene Ontology annotation, biological process: lipid metabolic process. The transcript is spliced from 3 exons.
AUGAGUCUGGAGGAGCUAGAUCUUCAGCGGCAAGUACAUCGACGUACUGCAUCGCAGCACUGGUGGAAGAGAUUGAACUGGUGCGGGUUAUUAUCGCGUCGACCUGGUGAAACCGAAGCCCACCGAAAGCAACGGAGAAGACGUUGUGUUCUUUGGUUCGGAAUCAUUGCUGUCAUCUUGGCCAUCUUCGGUGCUAUUGCUGGAGGUGUUUACAUCACAUUCGUGUCUAUACUGCUAAAGCGGCUCGCUCCUUCCCCCAAGAACAGUGGCCUCCACCACAUCGUCGAUACCUGGCAAGAGCCGCAAGCAGCCAAGGCAUUCCAAUUCGACUGGAGAGAUGACUUCAGCCGUGACAUCGUACCCAAGAGCUGCCACUCCCACAAUGAUUACUGGCGCUCUGUUCCCCUCUAUGCUGCCCUCGCGGCGGGAUGUACUAGUAUUGAAGCAGACAUCUGGUUGACAGAAGAUGGCGAACUGCGGGUCAGUCAUUCUUGGGAGUCCACAACCAGCGAUCGAACUCUGAAGAGCUUAUACAUCGACCCACUUGUGAACAUCCUCGAACAGCGAAACGCAACAACAGCCUCAGAGCCAGACAAAAAGACCGGCGUCUUCGACAUGAAGCCAAGCGCAACCACCGUGCUACUCGUUGACUUCAAAUCCGACCCGGCAGCAACAUGGCCAGUCCUUCUCUCGCAACUCGCUGCCCUUCGCUCCAAAGACUGGUUAACAUACUACGACGGCUCGGUGCUCCACACAGGCCCCCUCACCAUUGUGGGCACUGGAAACGCCCCCUUCGACCUCAUUCAGUCCAUGGCAAAUCGGUACAUCUUCUUCGACGCACCGCUGCUCUCUGUCUCGGACAACCAAUACAAUACCACAAACUCUUACUAUGCAUCCGCCGCCCUCAGCGACGCAGUAGGCAAGCUGUGGUUCGCAAGUCGAGGCAGCGGAGGCGAAAGGGUUAAAGAGUAG